Molecule: messenger RNA, 5491 nt
Organism: Liolophura sinensis
Lineage: Eukaryota; Metazoa; Mollusca; Polyplacophora; Chitonida; Chitonidae
Product: ATP-dependent RNA helicase DDX3X-like
Exons: 16
Coding region: 45-2303 (752 amino acids)
Molecular function (GO): nucleic acid binding; ATP binding
Source: RefSeq, a predicted model, not a curated record
GCGAAAAGACACCAUCAUUCGCGAUACCAGAACAUCUAUUCUCAAUGAGUGCUAUGCCUAAUGAUUCCACUCAGAAUGGAAAGGGUCUAGAACAGCAGUUUGCUGGGCUAGACUUGAAUGCCGGAGGGCGUGUCAGCCGGGGUCGGGGUGACUAUCACCAAGGCUACCAGAGAAACAAUUACCAAGGCCAACCCCAAGGACAGCGCUAUGUGCCUCCACACAUGCGAAGCCAAGCUGGUGGGCCCCCACCGCAGCCGGACCUGACGGGCUACCCUAGGGGGCCGGGAAGAGGUUGGUUCCCCGCAGAAUGGCUGCCCACGCCAGAUGCUUACCGUGGUGGUUACGGAGGUGGAGGUGGACGGGGAGGAUUCCCACCACAGUUCAAUGGAAUGCUUCCUCCUGGAUACAACCCACAAGCCAUGCCUCCAGGACCACCCCCUAACCAGGGUUCCUAUCAGCCGUACAACAACCGUGGAGGAGCCCCUGGUGGUUACAACAACUACAGAGGCGGCCGUGGUGGUGGCGGACAGUACCGGGGAAACAAUCGCUCUUAUGACAACAACCGCUGGGGCGGAAAUGAUGGACAGCGCUGGAACGACAACCGCUCCCAGGGAGGAAGCCGCUGGGACAACCUAGAUGAUGACAGAGACAUGCGUCGUGGCGGCGGCGGGGGUGGUGGAGGAGGUUGGGGUGGCAGCAACCGCUGGGACAGGAACGACCGUGGUUGGAAGGAUGAGCCUGUAGCUAACGAUGUGGACUGGUCAGUGCCCCUGCAGCGAAACGAGAGAAUGGAACAAGACCUGUUUGGAGGCGGUAACACCGGCAUUAACUUUGACAAAUAUGAGGACAUCCCUGUGGAGGCUUCUGGAGAUAACUGCCCUGAACAUAUUGAUGAUUUCCACCAGCUGAACUCUUUGGGAGAAAUCAUUCGCAACAAUAUUAUCCUGAGCAAGUACGAGAAGCCAACACCAGUACAGAAGUACGCUAUUCCCAUUGUGCUGGGCAAGAGGGACUUGAUGGCCUGCGCCCAAACAGGUUCUGGUAAAACUGCAGCUUUCCUUGUCCCAAUCCUGAACCAGAUCUAUGAAAAUGGCCCCCCUGAUGUGCAGAACCAGGGUCGCACGUCUGGUCGGCGUAAGCAGUUUCCUCUGGCUCUUGUUUUGGCCCCCACCCGAGAACUUGCCUCGCAGAUCUAUGAUGAAGCCAGAAAGUUUGCGUACCGGUCCCAUGUUCGGCCGAGCGUGGUGUAUGGCGGAGCAGACAUCGGAGGUCAGAUGCGUGACCUUGAUCGGGGAUGUCAUCUGCUGGUUGCCACACCAGGCCGACUUGUGGACAUGAUUGAGAGGGGAAAGAUUGGACUCGACCACUGCAAGUAUUUGGUGUUGGAUGAGGCCGAUCGUAUGUUGGACAUGGGAUUUGAGCCACAGAUCCGCCGCAUCGUAGAGAAGGACACCAUGCCGCCCUGUGGAAAGCGACAAACCCUCAUGUUCAGCGCCACCUUCCCCAAGGAAAUCCAGAUCCUGGCUCGUGACUUCCUGGAUAACUACAUCUUUCUGGCGGUUGGCCGUGUAGGCAGCACAAGCGAGAACAUCACCCAGAAAGUGGUGUGGGUGGAAGAGAGUGAGAAACGCUCCUUCCUGCUCGAUCUUCUCAAUGCCUCUGGCCCAGAGUCCUUAACUCUGGUGUUUGUGGAAACCAAGAAAGGCGCCGAUGCCCUCGAGCACUUCCUGGCUGGUGAAGGAUACCCAGCGACCAGUAUCCAUGGCGACCGUUCCCAGCGCGAGAGAGAGGAUGCUCUUCGCUCGUUCAGAACUGGGAUGACCCCAAUCCUGGUGGCUACAGCUGUGGCUGCCCGAGGUCUGGAUAUCAGUAAUGUGCGUCAUGUCAUCAACUUUGAUCUUCCCAGUGACAUUGAGGAGUACGUCCACCGAAUCGGCAGAACUGGACGCGUGGGCAAUCUUGGUCUUGCAACAUCUUUCUUCAACGAGAAGAACAAGAACGUGGUGCGUGACCUGCUAGAGCUGCUAGUAGAGGCCAAACAGGAAGUGCCGUCUUGGCUGGAAUCUAUGGCAUACGAGGCUCGCCACUCGAGUGGACCAAACCGCCGAGGUGGUGCAAGACGAUUUGGAGGAUCUGGAUUUGGAGCUCGUGAUUAUCGGCAGAACACUCGAGGAGCUAAGCACGGUGGAAUGGCCCAACCUUACGGCUCCAUGCCCUACAACAACUUCACCCAGUACCAGAACUAUGGUGGCUCGUACGGUGGCGCCUACACCCAGCAGCCGGUCGACUGGUUUGGGAACUAAGAUGUCGUCGCUGUACGCUAUGGUUUUUUCCUCUCUUUAUCCAAGUUCUUUAUUCACUAAAAUACAACCACAUAAUUGCAGAUGUUCACUUUCUUUUUGUUUUUAUUUUUUUUUUUUCGCUUUGUUAGCAUUGCUUCCACCAUGUCCAGGGUAACAUCAAUGUAGAACCAGAAUCUGUUUAAAACGUUAACAACAAGGAAAAUUAUGGAACUGAUAAUUUUUCUCCUGUGUGGGUUUAAGAUGUGUACUGCUGUUUUUGCUCCUGUUAUGCAUAUUCAGGGAUUUUCUUUUUCUUUUUAUUUUAAUCAGAUUUAAAAUGAAAUGGCUAACUUCGAACAUGAGCUGGCAAUUUUGUAGUUUGUAAACCAGAUACCUGCAGAUUGGAUAAAUCAAAAAUUUUUUGCCAGUUUCUUUCAAUUUUCAACCACUCCUUGACUUCCCUUUUCUCAACGUGACAUUUACAUGUUAAACACAUUGUAGGACAACUCUGAUAUAGUUGUACUCUUUAUGAUAAUCAAGUGUGCAACCACAUUGAAUUAUGCAAUGGCCUUUAAGUCAAACUAGAGGUGUUGCUUCUUGUAGCCCCUUUUGGGUUACAGUAUUGCCCAAAGGCUGUUGAACUCUUUGGGGGGAAAGAGAACUGUUUCUCUUAGAUAUUGUGUACUUCCCUCAACUGCCAAGGAUUAUUCACUGAGGUGAGCAUACUUCGGUGCCCAAUGCCUGCCUCUCUCUAUCCAUUGAUACGAGGAAAAAACAAGCAAUCCCUUGUUGGGAAUGCUUAGUAUAGUGAAUGACAGAUGUAUAGGAUUGAGUAGGUGAUAACACGUGUAGAUUUCCUUGUGAACGUGUGAUAUAAAUGUUUGUACAAAUGGUUUUUGUACAACGUGAACAAUUGAAAGGACCAAAAAAUUACUUUUUUUUUUUUUCAUGAAAAAUAACGAUUGUACCACAUUGUUCUUGCAUUUGUAAUCUGCCAGGGGACAUCCCCAUAUGUUGGGGAUCUUCUGUAAAGUACAGAUUUACCACGCACAAACUCCUGUGUGACAAGUUUGAGCCUCAUUGAUCUUUAAGGAAUCUCCCUUAUUAUCCAUUUUCUACCUUGUAUGCCAUGUUACAAAUCUGUUGCUCAGCAGAAAGGAGAGGCUGGCCUUAAGGCCUGUCUGUCCGUGUGUCUGCGUGUGUGUCCAUUGCAUUGUAUGAAACAAUUUCAUGUGCCAAAGAUCCUUUUUGACCAAUUGUUGCAGUGGAUUUUUUUUUUUUUUUGUUAGAGGCAGCAGUAUUCUUGACUUUUGUCACAUGAUUGGGGGGUUUUCAUCAUGUGACUACGGUCUGUUCUUGAGGGGAACCCUCGGAGGUUUUUUUUUUCUCUUGGACAACAAAUGUGACUUCGUUGUAGUUGGCUGUUCACCACCUUGUGACUGCUGCUUCUUCACAAUUGGCCGAUUGGCUCGAUAUUAACCCCACAUGAUGCGUUUCUGAGUGCAAUUCCAAAAUUUAACCAUGGUCAUUUGCUGCUUAUUUAAAUUUUUUUUUUUUUUUUGAUAAAUGUGCUCAUAUCUUUUUAUUUGUUGAUAAUUCAACAAGUCUGCGACGCGCACCACUCACACUGUAAAACAAAAUUUUAUACUCCUAACAGCUGAAGGGCCAUGUUAAGAGGUUGUGGCCGUGUUUUGUUUUUUUUUUUGUUCUUUGUUCGAGCAGUUGCCGUUCUCUGUAUGUGCUUGUGUCCGCGUGUGAAUGUAAUGCUCUGUGUAAUUUAAUCUGGUUCUACAGACAAUGUUUCCCUGCACCCAGUGCCUGCCAGACAAUUUGUUAGUAUGUACCCAUCUCUGUGGUUUAGUUAUACAUGUAUAAUAUUUCUGUGUACUACAUUAGUAAUGUAUAAUGCCGUCCUAUGAAAGCUAGCUUUUUCUACCAUCUAUUUUGUAUGUGUGCUUGGGUGGUGUGAUCGGAUGCGUGGGCGGGGUCUGACUGUCCCUCCCGCCAUCCCUUAAGUAUGUAUUGCCCUAAGAACAAGGGUGCGUUGCGACGUAGUAGAUAGUGAGGUGCUCAGUGAGGCCCCUGCAUAUGUACCAGUAUAUCUUGUAUGCAUAUGUAAUCAUGUAUGUAUUUUGCCGCUGGGCACUUGAUGUGUAUUAGAUAUAUCGCACACAGCUUAAUGUGGACUUAAUAAAAACAUCAACUCAGUUUGGUGACCUGCCUGACGUGGCCAGACCUAAGGACUGAACCUUUUUUCUAGCCAAAGAUGCGAUGGGAUUUUUAUACUUGCCUUGUUGUGAUAAAUGACACUUCUUUCGCUGGCCGCAAUGCGCGUCGUCGCCAAGCGAGAAGUGAACGAAAGAAUGGUGUCGAUCAAACGUAUCAAUUGUGUUUUUUUUACCUGAUGACGAAUGGACAUAUCGGGUCAAGAUUCAAACUAUGUGCUAAAUGACCUCAUCUCAAACUUGUUUAAAGGAAAAUUAAAAGAAAACACCAGUCUUUUGUCUCCAGGUACUAAGUGUCAAAGAAAGUGCCUGUUAGCAUGUCUGCUGACACACUUUGAAGAUAAGGCAUUGCCCCAUGAACACUUGUCAUUCGUGUUCUUGGGGGGAAAAAAGAGGGAAAAUUAUUACUCUCUCAUGUAUGGUAUAAUGAUUUUUCGUUUCCUGAUACAAAUAUUUUGUGAGAAUUCUUUUCUCAAUGGAUUUCUGUAUUUGCCGUUACACUGUUCUCAUUAUUUUCUUUUUUUGGAAGUAUUGCUAAAAGUUGACACACCUGAUGUCUAUAUAGAGUUGUGUAGGUUUUAUUUAGUCGGUAGACUGUUGACAGGGUUAUCAUGUUUUAAUACUGUACACUCAUUUCAUUAUUUUAUGCUGGAGUCCAAAGUGGUUUAGACUGAUGUCUCCAUACAACAUUAGAAAGUUACUAAUCUUUUGUUUUUUUUUUCCUCCCUUUUAAUGGUUAAUUAAAUCUUAUUGUAAAAAGAAUAAAAAAUUAUGUUUACCCUAUGGGUAAGAUUUUGUAAUACUUGCUUGAUCAUACCUACAGUGAAAAACCAUCACUUUCCUAAGCUUGUUUGCUUGUUAAGGUUUUUAAGUGCUGCAGAUGAGGCAAGUGAUGAUGUUGCACAUACCGUCGUCCCAUUGGUUUGCAGAGGCAACAUGCCCGGGAGAGUCUGUUAAGGUACAUUUUUCCCUUAGCAGGAUUUU